UUAAGCACCUUAUUUAGUUCUAAGCAAUGAAAAUAAGACAUAAGCUUCUCUGUGGAGUGUGUAUAUAAAGGCUGCCUCACACACCUAAGAACAACAAACCGAAUCUGGUGGAUAACCACGAACAGUAACGAAUUUUAAUCACUGUUGCUUCUUUGACUCAAAACAGGUAAGACACUGACGUUUUACUCAUUCUACCUUCUACUUAUUAGUUUGUGUAUUUUCUUCAAAUUCAAUCAAUUUAAUGUUUCUCAUGUCAAAUGGUACAAUAUAUUAUUGGUGCAUUUAUAGUAUAUUAGUAUACAGCAGAUCAGGGAUGUUGUCCCAAGACUCAAACAUUCACAGUUUUGUAUGUUCAUUAUAGAAUGGGAUCCUCUAAGAUGGCCCUGCUGCUGGUGCUGCUCUCCUGCGUAGAGCUCAGUCUGUCUGCCUCCUGUGUCGUUGACAGCUUCACAGUCAAACAGGACUUUGAACCCAAGAGGUAUGCAGGAAAGUGGUACGCACUGCAGAAGAAAGACCCAGAGGGCCUGUUCCUGCAGGACAAUAUCUCAGCUGAAUACACCAUUGAUGAUGACGGCUCCAUGAUCGCCUCCUCCAAGGGACGUGUCACUCUGUUUGGCUUCUGGGUUGUGUGCGCUGACAUGGCUGCCCAGUACUCUGUCCCCGACCCCACCACCCCCGGCAAGAUGUUCAUGAACUACCAGGGACUGGCCAGCUACCUGUCCAGUGGAGGUGACAACUACUGGGUGAUUGACACCGACUAUGACAACUACGCCAUCACCUACGCCUGCCGUACCCUGAAGGAAGAUGGCAGCUGCGACGACGGAUACGCCAUUAUCUUCUCCAGGAACCCCCGUGGCCUGCCACCCGCCAUCCAGCGCGUUGUCCGUCAGAAACAGGAUGACAUCUGCAUGGCCGGAGAGUUUCAGCCUGUCCUGCAGUCUGGAGCCUGCUAAAGAGAAAGAGAAAGAGAAAGAGAGCGUGAGAGUGUGAGAGUGUGAGGCUGAGUGAGCCAGCUAGGAGAAGAAGAGGGGGAAAGGAAGAGUGCAUGUGACAGAAGGUCUGUAUGUGAGAGUGAUAAUGUGAAUGGAGAGAUGCAAAAAAAUAAAAAAGAAUGAGAAGAGGAAAAACAUGAGGAAAUCAUUAAGCAAAGACAGUGAAAAACCUGCAUACGGCCAAGGAUUCUAAC
This is a messenger RNA of Cottoperca gobio, 1186 nucleotides long. RefSeq names its product retinol binding protein 4, like (gene rbp4l). The coding region runs from base 363 to 953 and encodes 196 amino acids. NCBI's taxonomy places the organism in Eukaryota, Metazoa, Chordata, Actinopteri, Perciformes, Bovichtidae. Gene Ontology annotation, molecular function: retinoid binding; retinol transmembrane transporter activity. The record is from RefSeq and is a predicted model, not a curated record. The transcript is spliced from 4 exons.